This is a messenger RNA of Rattus rattus (black rat), 2005 nucleotides long. It is a transcript of the gene Necab3, whose product is annotated as N-terminal EF-hand calcium binding protein 3. Bases 47 to 1240 code for a protein of 397 amino acids. Gene Ontology annotation, cellular component: Golgi cis cisterna; endoplasmic reticulum; cytoplasm. The record is from RefSeq and is a predicted model, not a curated record. Lineage: Eukaryota; Metazoa; Chordata; Mammalia; Rodentia; Muridae. The transcript is spliced from 11 exons. Gene Ontology annotation, biological process: regulation of amyloid precursor protein biosynthetic process. Gene Ontology annotation, molecular function: calcium ion binding.
GGGCGGCCUGGUAACCGCAACCCGCAGCCUUGCAAGCCUCUGAGCCAUGGCGUGCGCUGGGCUGCUCACUAUGUGCCUGCUUGGGCCACCUGCGCCCCAGCCGACGCGACACUCUGCGCCUGCCGCGGGACACGCGCUUUUUCAGGACGUUUUCCGAAGAGCAGACAAGAAUGAUGAUGGUAAGCUCUCGUUUGAAGAAUUCCAGAAUUACUUUGCCGAUGGGGUUCUCAGCUCUGCAGAGCUGCGGGAACUGUUCAGCGGCAUCGAUGAGCAGCUCACUGACAAUUUAGAAACAGAGAAACUGUGUGACUAUUUCUCCACACACCUGGGUGUCUAUCGGCCUGUGCUGGCUGCGCUGGAGUCUCUGAACCGCGCGGUGCUCACUGCCAUGGACACGACAAAGCUGGAGUAUGAACAGGCCUCCAAGGUGGACCAGUUUGUCACACGAUUCCUGCUGCGGGAGACUGCGAAUCAGCUACAAGCCCUACAGACCUCCCUGGAGGGGGCAUCAGACACUCUGGAGGCCCAGGCCCGUGGCCAGCGGUUGGAUGAAGAAAAUAUCAAAGUGCAGAGUAGGUCCUGUGGCAGCCGGAGGGCAGGACGCAGAGCCCUGAGGAGCAUCAGUUGGUCACCAACCUGGUCUCCUGGAUCCUCUGAUACAGGGCGGAGUUCAGAGGCUGAGCUGCAGUGGCGGCUGCAGGUCAACCGCCUCCAAGAGCUCAUAGACCAGCUUGAGUGCAAGGUAAGGGGCUGGGUGGCCAGUGCCCCUCAGAAGGGCUCCUGUCGCACCUGCCCGAGUCGAUACACAGGCUCCGUCUAUAUUCUGUGUCUCUUGCAGGCACCACGGUUGGAACCCAUGCAUGAAGGGAACCUUGCCAAGGGUCUUGACUCACACAUCCUUGUAGCACAGAGGCAAGUACAAGUGGCAGAGGAUGCCCUGCAGGAUUUCCAUCGCGCUCUGUGCUGCUACAUGAACUUCACAGGAGCCCAAAGUCACUGUCUGCAUGUAUCUGCCCAGAAGAUGCUAGACAAUGCUGCUUUCACCCUAUAUGAGUUCUGGCAGGAUGAGGCCUCCUGGAGAAGGCACCAGCAGUCACCCUGCAGCAAGGCUUUCCAGCGCACCCUCAUUGAUCACCUGCAGGCGCCGGACACUCUCACCACUGUGUUCUUCCCAGGUGCGCUGUAUUCCUGUGCUUCAAAUAGUUCUGGGACCCAGGAGGAGAGCCCCAAUAUCUCCUGACGCCCCAACUUCUCAUCCACAGCCUCCUGGUGGAUUAUGAAUAAUAACUGAGUCGCUGGUGACUACAGCCCUGCUUAUUACUCUAGAGCCCGUUGCACUGGUCAACUCUACACUAAGAUCAAGGAGUCUGCCUGUUCCCAGGCUAAAGGCCUGGUCAGCUGGUAGAGGGUCUCUCAGCCCAGGAAUCAGGAGCCAGGCCAUUUGCUUGCUUUAUAUAUUUUACUGUUUGUAACUUUCAAGCACCUGGGCUUCUGCCUGAUUCAGGAAACCCAGAUUCUGGUCUCCCUUUCCUCUACCUUGCUGUGUGACCCAGGCAGAUCCCUCACCUCUCUGGCUGCCUAGGGGAGUUCUUCUUUCUGCUUACUGCUUUGGGGUUAUGUUUCUGUUCUUCCUCAAUCAGUGGCAGAACCAGGGCUGAUGCUCAGGGACCCCCCUCAAACCCUGGAACCUUGACCCUUAAGGCCAUGCCAACACAGUGCAUAGUGUAGAGACCUGGGUGUCUAUCACCCUGGGGUCAGUCCUAACAUUUCUAGCAUUAGUAGUUGUACCAGAGACCUCUGGAAGAUCCUGGGUUGGUUUGCAUGUCAUUUACAUAUCAUUUGCAUGCUCUUACCCCACCCAUUCUCAGGGCACUAUGGGAAGCCCCAAGAUGACCUUGCAAAGUAGCAAUAAUUUGGGCCUAGAGUUGCCUGCUGCCCCCCAGAGAUCUCUGAACCCCAGCCUGGGUCUUCAGCACAGAGGCAAUAAAGUUGGUAGUCACCUGUG